This is a messenger RNA of Myiozetetes cayanensis, 3507 nucleotides long. It is a transcript of the gene PANK4, whose product is annotated as pantothenate kinase 4 (inactive). Lineage: Eukaryota; Metazoa; Chordata; Aves; Passeriformes; Tyrannidae. Gene Ontology annotation, biological process: coenzyme A biosynthetic process. Gene Ontology annotation, cellular component: cytosol; nucleus. Gene Ontology annotation, molecular function: ATP binding; pantothenate kinase activity. Bases 113 to 2431 code for a protein of 772 amino acids. The record is from RefSeq and is a predicted model, not a curated record. The transcript is spliced from 19 exons.
GGCGGAGCCCCCGCACAUCCCGCGCCCCGGACUCAUUAGUAUGCAGAUUUAUGCGCAUACAUUUGCAUACACGAUGAGGCCGCGGUGAGGGAGGGAGCGGGUCGCGUUCAAAAUGGCGGAGCGCGGCGGGCGCGGGAGCGGCGGCGGCCACGGCAGCCUGGACAAGAGCAUCACCCUCCCGCCCGACGAGAUCUUCCGCAACCUGGAGAACGCCAAGCGCUUCGCCAUUGACAUCGGUGGCUCAUUAACCAAGUUGGCUUAUUAUUCAACUGUGCAGCACAAAGUGGCACGAGUGAGAUCCUUUGAUCACUCUGGAAAGGACAUAGAAAAUGAACCUUUGUAUGAAAUAUCUGUUCAGGAAGAGAUCACAGCUCGACUUCACUUCAUUAAAUUUGAGAACACUUACAUUGAAACCUGCCUAGAUUUCAUCAAAGACCAUCUUGUCAAUACAGAGACAAAAGUCAUCAAAGCUACAGGUGGUGGUGCCUAUAAAUUCAAAGAUCUUAUUGAGAAGAAGUUGGGGUUGAAGGUUGAUAAGGAAGAUGUAAUGACCUGCCUAAUUAAGGGGUGCAACUUUGUGCUGAGGAACAUCCCCCAUGAAGUGUUUGCCUACCAGAAGGACUCGGACACGGAAUUCCGGUUCCAGACAAACCACCCAAACAUUUUCCCUUACCUGCUGGUGAAUAUUGGCUCGGGGGUUUCUAUAGUGAAGGUAGAAUCAGAAGACAAAUUCGAGUGGAUUGGAGGGAGCUCAAUUGGAGGUGGAACCUUCUGGGGUCUUGGAGCACUGCUCACCAAAACAAAGAAGUUUGAUGAGUUGCUGCAGCUGGCCUCCAAGGGACAGCACACCAACGUGGACAUGCUGGUGAAGGACGUGUAUGGAGGGGCCUACCAGACCCUGGGGCUCAGCGGGAAUCUCAUCGCCAGCAGCUUCGGCAAGUCCACGACGGCAGACAAAGAGUUUUCCAAAGAAGAUAUGGCCAAAAGUUUACUGCACAUGAUCAGCAAUGACAUUGGCCAGCUGGCCUGCCUCUAUGCCAAACUGCACAACCUGGAUAAGAUCUACUUUGGAGGGUUCUUCAUCCGGGGCCACCCCGUCACCAUGCGCACAAUCACCUACAGCAUCAACUUCUUCUCCAAGGGAGAGGUUCAGGCAUUGUUCCUGAGACAUGAAGGCUACCUGGGAGCCAUUGGGGCAUUUUUAAAAGGAGCUGAACAAGACAAUCCAAACCAGUACAGCUGGGGAGAGAAUUAUGCUGGGAGUUCUGGUCUUAUGAGCACAUCACCUGAUGUUUACCCCAUGCAGAGAACACGGAGUGGUACAUUUGACAUGCUGGAAAUGGACAGGUUGGAGAGACCACUUGUGAACCUGCCACUGCUGAAAGACCCCUCCACUUACAUCCCAGACACUGUUGACCUCACAGAUGAUGCCAUGGCCAGAAAAUACUGGCUCACCUGCUUCGAGGAGGCCCUGGAUGGGGUGGCGAAGCGAGCGGCAGCCAGCCAGCCAGACUCCGUGGAUGCUCAGGAGAGAGCGGAGAAGUUCCGGCAGAAAUACUGGAACAAGCUCCAGACGCUCAGGCAGCAGCCCUUUGCAUAUGGUACCUUGACAGUGAGGAGUCUCUUGGAUACAAGGGAACACUGUUUAAACGAGUUCAACUUUCCAGACCCCUAUUCCAAGGUAAAGCAGAAAGAAAAUGGAAUAGCCUUAAAGUGUUUCCAGAGUGUAAUAGAGUCCCUGGAUUCCCUGGGCUGGGAGGAGAGGCAGUUUGCUCUGGUGAAAGGACUCCUGGCAGGGAAUGUCUUCGACUGGGGAGCAAAGGCAGUCUCAGAUGUCCUGGAGUCUGAGCCACAGUUCGGAUUUGAAGAAGCCAAGUCAAAGCUACAAGAACGUCCCUGGUUGGAAGAUUCCUACAGCCAGUGGCUGCAGAGACUGAAGGAGGGUCCUCCUCAUAAAUGUGCCUUAAUUUUCGCAGAUAACAGUGGAAUAGACAUAAUUUUAGGAGUCUUUCCUUUUGUCCGAGAGCUCCUUUCUAGAGGGACAGAGGUUAUUUUGGCUUGUAACUCUGGCCCUGCCCUCAACGACGUCACCUACAGCGAGUCCCUGAUCGUGACCGAGCGGAUCGCGGCCAUGGACCCCGUGAUCCACUCUGCCCUGAGGGACGAGAAGCUGCUCUUGGUUCAGACGGGCUCCAGCUCUCCAUGCCUGGAUCUGAGCCGCCUGGACCAGGGGCUGGCGGUGCUGGUGCGGGAGCGGAACACGGACCUGGUGGUGAUCGAGGGCAUGGGCAGGGCCAUCCACACCAACUACUACGCGGCCCUGAGGUGCGAGAGCCUCAAACUGGCCGUCAUCAAGAACUCGUGGCUCGCCGACCGCCUCGGGGGCAAGAUCUUCAGUGUCAUCUUCAAGUACGAAGUGCCAUGUAAAUGAUGGGCUGGGAGCAGCACGGGAUGGACUUGCACUAGUUUUACUUUAACUGUAAAGAAUGUAUUUUUAUUACAACAGGGAAAAGAGUUCACAGGAAAUUCCGUAUUUAUAUUGUGCUUUUGUGACUGAAAAAAGCAACAAUAUGAUUCACUCUAUAGUCUACACACUCAAAUACAUAUAUAUGUAUAUCACUCAUUGUUUAUUUUGGUAAGUGUUUAUUUUAAUGCUGCAGUAUUUGUGAUGAAAAGACUUUAUUUUUUUGUUCUGUGAGACAUUCAUAUAGAAAUAUAUUUAAAUGUCAAUGAAACCUUUUUUAUACAUCUCUGCCUACUCUGCCAGCAGUGACAGGGCACGUACCAAAUAGAUUUUAAGUGCUAAGUGAACCUGACAUUGCAUUUUCAGCUUUUAAACUUACCUAAAUCUCUCCUGCUCUGUGCAGUUCAGCUGAUGGAAGGACUGAUCCACCUUCUCCCCCACAGAUGCUGCUCAGGCUGUGUCUGAGCUGGAGCUGUUGUGGGCUGAGAUAAGAACCAGCCCUGAUUUCCCAGCACUUGCUCUCCCUGUCUGUUCCCAGGAGCAGGUGGGGACUCCCUGCUCUAGUCUUGCUGGAUUUCCACUGUCAACCCUCAUCCUCAGUAGGUUAACUAGAACUAAACAUUGUCACCAAACAGUGACCCUUAUCCUGUGCUGGGAAGGGAAAAAGGACAAGGCCGUGUCUGGAAUUCCUUAACUCCAGUGGUUCCUUAGUGGCAGGGGCUCCCCUUCCUGGGGUUGGGAUGCAGGGAGGGCCUGUUUGGGGUUACAAACAGCACUGAUUCAGGAAUGAUCUUCCCAACAACCAGCAUCUCCUGCUCAGAGAGGGAAUAGAGGCUAUUUGUAGCUGAAAUGCUUAAGCUGUUGUUGCUGAUCACAACAGUCAGGCAAGAGCUUUAAUGUUCCCAGAUUGCACCUCACACACUAAUUAGUAGCAGAGGCUUCCCAUUAACCUGUCCCCAGUCACUUGCUCCUACAGGCAUUUAUGGACUUACAGGGUAAACUCCUAACCUAGACAUGGAUCCACCACUGGCCAGCUCAGUUCC